Molecule: messenger RNA, 543 nt
Organism: Aspergillus tanneri
Lineage: Eukaryota; Fungi; Ascomycota; Eurotiomycetes; Eurotiales; Aspergillaceae
Exons: 1
Coding region: 1-543 (180 amino acids)
Source: RefSeq, a predicted model, not a curated record
AUGCGUCCCUCCCUCACUCACCUACACACCUCAUUCAACCCUUCCGACCGAAUUCCCGAUCCCACACCACCACCAACGACCACUACCCCAACCUCAUCAUCAUCUCCACUUCGCCGCUUCUACCGCGGUCGACGUCCCAUCUCCGACGCCCGAUCCGACCGCACCACCACAACUGGAACUGCAACCACCGAAAGUCCCCGCAGCCACAGCCAAAGUCCACUCCGACUGAGUAUGUCGUCCAUGUUCUUCCGUCCGGCAGUUCUGCUGCGCCAGAGACCCUCCAAGGUCGAUCUAGCGCUCAGUGCCGAGCAAACUCGCGCCGAUAAAGACGCUAUCGAACGACAGGGUCUACAGCUCAUGGAACCAAGGCCUGUGGAUCCUGUCGCGGUGCUGUUGGAUGUUGUCGCUCUAGGUCAUGAAUCUGAACCUGAACUGGAAUCCUUGGGGGAUCGGACAAGUCGUCUCUCGCAGGCUUCGUCGAGGUGGUCGCAGCCGAGAUUUGUUAUGGGGGGGAUAUUUGAGGUUAUGGAGGGGAGGGCAUAG